This is a messenger RNA of Symphalangus syndactylus (siamang), 2571 nucleotides long. RefSeq lists its product as uncharacterized. Lineage: Eukaryota; Metazoa; Chordata; Mammalia; Primates; Hylobatidae. The record is from RefSeq and is a predicted model, not a curated record.
GCGUCCGCCCACCGCCUCACCGCUUGGCCCCGCCCCUCGCCAUCUGCCCGGCCAGAAGCGCCGGGGCCGCCCCAGGACGUCGCCCUGGUUACGCUGGCUCUUUCUCCCCGUCUUUUUUCGUUUUAGGAUGUGAGAAGAGAUGAGAUUCUUCAACCAAGGCCACAAGCGGGAAAUCAGUCUGCAGGACCGAUGCCAGCAGGCUCACGCACCGAGGACAGCUACUCCGCCCAGAUGAGAAGCGCGGGGCCCCUGACGCGGGCGCGCUCCUCGCAUUCUUCCGUUGGGCUGGGAGGCUGGAGGGCAGGCGGUGGCGGCGGCCGCGCAUGCGCCGGGAGCGGCCGGAGCUGCGGGCCGCGGAGAGCCGCCUGCGCCUGCACGCCGGUUGCCUGGCUACGGCGUGGCCGCGGACCCCGAGCGGCGCCGGAAGUUGGUCGAUGGCUGCCGUCGGUCCCUGUCCAGCGUCCUGGGGUUUCCCCGACGCAUACUCUACUGUCCUUUCGCUCUGCACAGUGGCCCGGGCAGGGAGGAGCGGCCUGGCCACUGCGCGGAGCCCGGUCUCCGCCGACUCGCAAGGGGGACGCGCGGGCUCCUCGUCCUCGAGCGCCGCCCUGCGCCUUUGCUGCGCCGGGCCCUCCCAGGCCCACCCUGGCCCCGGCCCCGCUGUCCUCCCGGGGAGGCGCGGCCUACUCAGUUCGUCCCCUCGGCCGCCAGCCCCACAGGGGCGCUGGGGUCCCAGCCCUGGCGGAGUGCACGUCGGUGGCGAGUGGGCCCGGGCGCUCGGGCGGCCAGAGCGACCCAGCGGCGGGGUGAGGCGGGUAGGCGCUCCUGCCCCUGCCACGGCCAGGCCAGGCAGCAUCCACAUCCUCCCGCGGAAGAUCGCAGGGAACAGGUGGACACUAUCAUCUGUGCCCUCAUUUUCCGGAGGAGCCGAGGGAGGCUGAGCGGGUGGGGAAGCGGCCAGCCAUGCCGGGCCCACUCACCUGCACACCUGCCUGGCGAGGACAGGGAAGAGCCGCGGCCUUCCUCUGCUGCUCCUUCCAGAGGGCAGGCGCCGUGGUGGGGGUGCCCGCCCGAUGGCAUCACGGGAGGCUGAGCUCCCAGCAGCGGCUGAGGUCCUCCCUGGGUGGGAGCCACCCUUGUCCCCAGCUGGGCCGGAGGCUGGUGAGGGAGGGGGUGGUACCCGUGCCACGCCAGCAGAGCCCCAGGCGUUGCAGGGAGAGCUUCAGUCCGGCUGACGUGGCACCAGGGCCGCUCUGCUCAGCUAACAUUUGCCUUUCAGAAGUCAGAUUCCUGACCUGUUUGAACAGAGUUAGGGAGCAUGUGGUAGGGCCCAGCCCCAGCCCCGCUGCCCCCAUCUGCUUCUUCCCAGUGGUCGAGGCGCUCUGCACCCUCCGCGGAGGGAGGUGUCAUUGUUUGCCCUUCCCAAAGAGGGGGAUGCAGAGGUGGAUGCUGCCUCUCAGGCGUGGGGCUCGCCUCUUGCCGCUCGCGAGUUCAAAGAACCCAAGAGCCAGGAGCCCAGGGCUCAACCCUUUAGGGUCCUCCGAAACCCUGUGGUCCCACCCGGGUGGGCACUAAGCUAUGGGAGAGACCAUAGCUGCAGAAACCAACCCUGCCCUAGGCAUAAAAUGCAAGGUCUCUGGACCCCAGGGCAGGGAUGUUAGAAAGCAGCUUCUGUUGACUCCUAGGGGUGUGAAUCACCACAUCACCUGCAGGGGGCCCGGCUGUCUUUCUUCCCCCUCUUCUCCCUAAUUCUGAGUGCACGGAGACAGCUCUCAGCAGUUUGUAGCCUGGUGUGGAGUAGAGGGUUCCUGCACCCUACACCCGAGCCCAUCCAGCCUCUGCGCCAUAGACCCUUCCGUUGAAGGCCCAGCCUGCCCCUGAGACGCUGUGUGCCCUUUUUCAACUUCGUUAGCCUCUGAGCAUCAGGUCUUCAUCUCUAAGAUAGAGCAAGAUGAGCACCUAAACGUUUCAGGGCUGAAAUGGGGUUGCCAGGACAACAAGCAUGGCAGGGGCGAAUGGGGACAUCAGGUGACUGGCUGUGAGCCAGCAGAGGCCUCCACCCAGUGCUGGGAGGUGUCCCCCCCAUAGUGGCCAUCACUAUUCCUGGUGGGGCUUUGUUGCUUUUGCCUGCAGCAUCCGCUGGUUUCUCCAUUCUCCCAGUCUCUGCCCCUGCUCACACUUGGAGGCUGAACACAAAUGUCACCACUUCCCUGAACCCCGCUAGGUGGACUGGAAUCAGCACCUGGUGCAAAGCUCUGUGACCCUGCUGUACCGCAUUAUGCAGAGCACACAGGACAGGCUUGUGUACGUCCAGGAAACCCGCUGCCUUUGUGUCAUCACAGCCUUGGUCACAGCGUGUCCUUGGUACCCCCGCCAGGUCAGCUCCUCCCUUUAGCUGUGCUGUCCAGCACGGGGGCUGCUAGUGCUUGCUGUGAGACUGAGCUGGGCUCUAAGUGUAAACUACAUGGUGGGUUGUGAAGGAUGCAAAUAUCGAAUCGAUCAUUUUUUAUUGCAUAUUAAAAUGACAGUAUCUUGGAUGUAUCAGAUUAAACAAAAUACUGUUAAAUUUUA